Molecule: messenger RNA, 2214 nt
Organism: Letharia lupina
Lineage: Eukaryota; Fungi; Ascomycota; Lecanoromycetes; Lecanorales; Parmeliaceae
Exons: 2
Coding region: 1-2214 (737 amino acids)
Source: RefSeq, a predicted model, not a curated record
AUGAGCUUGAAGCUCCAGGUCGAAGCUGGCGCGUAUCGAUCUACAACAUCGACAGCCUCCUCGGUGAGCGGGAAGUCCCAGACUUUGUUCUCCGAGUCUAGUGAUUCUGAGGACGACAUUCCCGCUACUCGAGGUUUUGCCCAAGAACACCGGAAUCAGGCGUUGCACGAGACUGGAAAUGGAUUACCACAGUCUUCGUUCGUUACUCAACUUGAUCCAGAGGUUGAAGCUUUGAUGAUGAGGAUCAAUGAAAGCGUCGUGAUCAAAGAUAUGGCAACGAAAAGCCCACAAUCAGUAUUGGUGCCAAGAGGCUAUCUUGUCGAGAAUGAAAUCAAGCCCUCGAGGUUCUAUGAAACGCGAGGCGAAGUCAGGGACCAUGUCAAGAAGCGGAAAAGAGAAGGUGUUUUGCCGAAACAAUCCAGGAAGCAGUGGCGAAAAGAACGACACGGCUUCCGGGCUCAAGAAGUGAAUCAGAACGGCGCUGUGCAUCUUGAGGGAUGCAAGCAGUCAACUCUCACCAAUGACAUUCAUCCUAUCUUUGACAGAUCAAACUUCGAUGAUACCCCAGACGCUAUAUAUGACCAGCUCAUACCUGGCUUACAGUUGGCAACCAUGUUUCUGACGCAAAAGAUCUGCAUGCAGUUCUGGGUGACUCUAGCAAUGGGCAAUCGAAGAGACGAUCCUGAAAUGACGUCCAGAAAUGGCAAGCUCUCCCAACGGAUUGAUAACCAUGUCGAACUGACUGAAGAAAGAGCCAGAACCGUCAUCGAACAUAUCAACGCUAUUGGAAAGUCGAAUCUGAUUCAUUUUACAUUCAAACAUAAGGUGGAGGGAUUCGCAUACGAGGAGUUUGGUGCCUGGGGGACGUCAAUUCCAAUUUGCGACUAUAAAGGGAUUGAAAGAGACUAUCACGGAUUAAAAGGCGAUCUCGUGCGCUCAGUCAUCAGAAUACAUGCUGAUUAUUACAUUAUUGCGAAGAAGCUGAGCCAGUUAAAGUAUCAAGAGGUUUCGCAGAAGCUGCGGUUUAACUUCCUGUUCGCGGUCUUGAUAAUCCAUGAAUUGGCUCACUCCAUCGAAGGUAUGUACAUGAAGAAUCGCGCAGAACAGUGGUUGGACUGGCACACCUCGCGUUACUACAAAGAAGUCUAUUGGCUCGACUGGCAAGAAUCUGAAUGCGGCAGAGCUUGGGAAGAGACCAUGUUUGGUUGUCACAUUGCCCCUAUAAACAACAGAGUUGACGGUUCGCAUGGCAUCGGUGUCUCUGACUGGCCUCUUCGAGGGACAGAAAAUGAUCCGGAAAGGAGGAUAUGGAAUACGAUAUCCAUGCGCUACAUCGAGAAGCUUUUCCAAAUGAGUACAUGGCAACGUUCCUUCAACUUACAGGAUUGGCGCAUCUUUAAAGUCCCAAGAGACGGAGCUACCUCCAUGUACAUCAACUCGUUCACUACCAUGUCGCAAAGCGAAGAGCAGAGGGUCGCCAGAGAAGAGCUGGCAGAGGCCGUUGCUCUAGCACACGCACAACCCGCAAAAAAGAAGCGGAUAAAGGCGGCCGGUAGCAUGGAAGAACAGCGGCCAAAGGACGAAAAAGUUAUCGAGGAAGCUGUGAUUGAACGGGAGCAGCUGCCAGAAAGCCCAAAGCGACAGGAUCCCACAUUCAAUGGUAAACGCCGGGCCUCCUCGCCAGGUGCACUGCCUGCCCAACGAUUGAUCCUCGCUCCCCAUACUCGCCGACCAACUCCAGGGCUUGCCAUCGUCCCAGAACGUCCGCCGAAGGAGCCAAAGCUUCUUCAAAACACAUCCCAGGCGCCGCUAACGUCAGACCAGCCAAAGACGGUCGACGAAAGCACGGAAAUCUACCCUAAACACACAGAGUCUUUGACCGACAAGGUCCCGAAAGGACCGACGUCGGAAACAGUGAAGAGGCUCCGAAGCCAGCCGAGGGGUCUUAUGGCGGCCUUCAGACAGAGGAGAAGAAUCGGACUCGCCAAGAAAGAAGCCGAAGCGAAGAAGAAAGGAGACUUGGCUGAUAAGAAGACUUUGGAGUCACAACAGAGCCUGAUGCGAGAAACGGAGCCGGGGGAACAGCUGGCUGCAGCGAAGGAUGAAUCGAAGACUGUAAAAGAAAUCGCUGAUGCGGAGAGGCAGCAGGCUUUGGCUAACAAAGUGGAGGUUGAGGCUAGGGAGAGGCAGAGGAGAAAGAAUAGGCUCAUGUGA